Messenger RNA from Eupeodes corollae, 899 nucleotides. RefSeq lists its product as uncharacterized. Lineage: Eukaryota; Metazoa; Arthropoda; Insecta; Diptera; Syrphidae. The transcript is spliced from 4 exons. The record is from RefSeq and is a predicted model, not a curated record. Bases 174 to 797 code for a protein of 207 amino acids.
AGUAUCAACAGUCGAUAAUAAGUAGUGAACGUGGUCUGACACACUACCAAAUAAAGUCCAUCCGCGAACAGACGAACCGAAAUAGUUUCUUUUUCGUUUUCGUUCCUUUUUGUAAUUUGUUUCUAAAUAUAAUUUUAUUUUUAUAUAGUAAAUUUAAUAUAAAAUAAAUAAAAAUGAAACUCCACAGCAAAGUCUUCUUCUUCGUUUUGGUUGUACUUGCGAUUGUCAGCACAUCGGUGUUCGCGGAGGAGGAACCGAAGAGGAAUUCAAUUUUGAAGAGGCCAGCUUCGCGUGCCGCCCCUAAGACUACAACCACAACAUUGGCGCCGGCGGAAGGAGAAGAAGAGCAGGUUGGCGAAGAGGAAUAUGACAAUCAGGAAUAUGGCAAUGAGGGCGAAGGUGAAUCAGCUGAUGCUACAUCAAGCUCCACGACCACAUCAACAGAGCCACCAAAAAAGAUUGGACCCAUGAUUAGGCCUUUCCGUACAAACGAUGAUUUUCUCACCUCACUUAAGCGUCGUCAGCAAAAUGCUAAGAAAGCCUUAAAGGAAAAACCUACCCCAAAGGCAACAAGAACUGACGAACCUAAAGGUGAUGAGGAAGAAAGUGAUUCAGCACCAGCCCCAGCUCCAACACAGUCAAAAUUCAAGGGAAACUCAGCUCUUAGCCGAAGAAAGCCAUCAAAACCUGUUAAGACCGAAUCUGAAGAUGAAGCUGUUCAAGGUGAAGAAUCAGCACCAUCACCAUCACCUGUCGGAAGACGUCCAGGCCGUUUAGGAUUAAAGCCACGAAAUUAAUUUUAUUUAGAAUUUAAGACUUAAACAAAUAAAAAGAUUUCUAUAAUUUCUUUUGUUAAUAAUAUAUUUUUUAUGUACAUAAAGAAAAUUUUGAAAAUUUAA